This is a messenger RNA of Akanthomyces muscarius, 3285 nucleotides long. RefSeq lists its product as uncharacterized. NCBI's taxonomy places the organism in Eukaryota, Fungi, Ascomycota, Sordariomycetes, Hypocreales, Cordycipitaceae. The transcript has 4 exons. Gene Ontology annotation, molecular function: transcription cis-regulatory region binding. Gene Ontology annotation, biological process: regulation of transcription by RNA polymerase II. Gene Ontology annotation, cellular component: nucleus; SWI/SNF complex. The coding region runs from base 1 to 3285 and encodes 1094 amino acids. The record is from RefSeq and is a predicted model, not a curated record.
AUGGCAAGCUCACUCGAUUUAGACACCCCUGGAAAGGACCGCGUGCUGUUUUCGCGACGGUCAUUUUGCGGCUCCCACCUCCACUGUCAAAGCGCCCAGGCUACCAGCACUCGCUGCCUCGUACCGUCGCUGUGCGAAGCGCUGGAACUGAACAAGAACGCGCUCGUCGGCCCUGACGCCAUGAGCGCUUGGAUGAACGACGCUGCUCCGAACCACAAUGGCCACGGCUUCCCACACAUGAACGAUCCCAACACCGCCGCAAUGGAUCCCUCCGCUUUCAUGGCCAAUUCGGCCCAAUUCAAUCCUGCCCAGUUCGCCAACCAGCAGCAGCAACAACAGCAGCAGCACCAGCUUCAGCAGGGCCAGCAGCAGCAACCCUCCCAGCAGCAGAUGGCCGCCAUGCAGCAGAACGGCCCUAUGCGCCAUGCAUCUCCCUCUACUUUCCAGCAAAACCCUGCCUAUCAAACAAACUCCGUCAUUCCUUCUAAGCGUCCUCGACCACGCGAAGACAGUGUCACCGGCUCGCCUGGUCAGAUGCAGGGCAUGCUACCGCCGUCGCGCUCCGAGACGCCUCAGCAACAAAACUUUCCCGGCAUGCAGCAGGGUGGCGCCAUGCCUCAGCAGACGCCAGGCCAGUUUCCUCAUCUGCAGGCAAAUGGUUCUGCGAAUGCCACACCCUCUCCCAUCAUGGGAAAUCAGAUGCGCCCGGGCAGCGUGCCUCAAAGAGUCGCUACUGCUUCUCCCCACCCUUUCUCUCCGGGUCCUCCACAACAGCAACAAUUCGCAUCUCAAACAUCCCCCGCGCCAUCCGAACACGGUACGCCGCAGCCCAACCAGUUUAUGCAGAAUGCUCCUCAAGGCUACAAUCCCGGUUUCGCCCCCUCCCCGUCGAAUCCUCGCCCGUCGCCUAACCCCAACGCUAUGGGCGCGAAUCAGAUGAUGCCGCAACAUAUGGCUCAGAUGCCUCAAGGUAUGAACCAGAUGCAGGCCAAUAUGUAUGCGCAGAUGCAGCAGCAGCAGCAGCAGCCAGGUCAGGGGCAAGGACAACAAGGCCAGCAACGACAGGGUAGCCAAGGUAUGCAGGGCAUGACGGAGCCGCAGAAGAUGGCUGCGUAUCAGAUGCGUCUUCAGCAGCAGCUUCAGGGCAACAUGCAGAUGCAAGCUCAGCUGCAGGCUCAGGGUAUGGGCCGCGGCAUGAUGCAGAAGCCUCAAAUGGGCGGUAUGCCGAACGGCCAGAUGGCCCCAGGUGGCAUGCGACCUCAGCAGCGACCAAUGGGCGGCAUGAACCCCGAACAGUUCAUGAAGAACCUGACGCAUUUCAUGACUGCCAAGGGUCUUGCUUUCGAUACCUCCCCCAUGGUUGCCGAGCGUCCGGUCAACCUCAUGAUGCUGUUCCAAGCCGUGUCUAGCAAGGGAGGCUCCAAGACUAUCAACGCCGCCAACGGCUGGGCUCACAUUGCGCAGGCUCUCGGCCUCCCUGUCCACAUCCCAACUGUGGCCCCGACCUUGAGGCAAGUAUACGAACGAAAUUUACAGAAAUUUGAGGAGGCCUGGAUUGUCCAGCAAAAGACAAGGAUGAUGGGACAGAAUCCCAACAUGCCUAACCAGGGUACUCCUCAGAAGCAAAUGCAGUCAGUCAAGCCUGGUCAAGCGCCUGUAAAUGGGUUCGCGACGCCCCAACCACCACAGCCUGGUAUGAUGGGCCACCAACGGAACAGCCUCUCCAAGAGCGUAGAUCCCAACACUCCUGGUGACCCGUCCCUGCACUCGCCUGCUCACCACCGCCAAGGAAGCAUGCAUAUAGGUCAUCAUGAGGGCCGUCCUGCGGUACCCACGACUGAAGUUCGUGCCCCGCCUAUGAUGCAAAAGUCUGAUGACUACAGCCCCUGUGCCCGCGAGUUGGCCACUUUCGGCGGCGUCGACCUGCAUGCCGCCGACAUAUUGGGUAAAGAGCUGGAGCAUUAUAUGCCGAUAGCACCCUCAUGCAACGAACUCGGCAACAUUGAUAUUGCUGCCCUCACCCGCAGCUUGCAGUGUGGCAUGCAUAGCGAGGUGCGCGUCGCUUUAGACACACUGGCAACAUUAUCCAACUCGCCCCACCAGCCUCACUUCUUGCAGCUUCGCUAUUGCGACGACUUGGUGGAUGCGCUGAUUGAUUGUGCAGAGGAGCAACUCGAUAUGCUUGUCGAACAUACCGUGGAAGUUGCCGACGAAAUCUCUUUGACGUCAUACGAAGAUGUAGUCCGUGCCUGCCGCAUAGAGAGGCUUGCUGUGCGAGAAUGCCCGACGUAUGGCACUAUGGAGUACGACCUUGACCGUGCCGUCGACAAAGUCAUAUGUGUCACCACGAUUCUUCGCAACGUGUCGUUCCCAGGCGAGCAGAAUGAAAACCACAUUGUGCUUGCAGAUGAGCUGGUAAUCAAGUUUCUCUGUUCGUUGAUUCGCUAUCUUGGUACCCGAACUAUGUUGCUACGAUCUCACGCGAACACUCUGGAUUUCAUGAAGGACAUUGUUAUUCUUUUGUCCAACAUUGCCGGGUCUAUCGAGUUGCCCAGCCGUGAACAAGCGCUCUGCCUGCUCAACUUCCUACUCGCAUUUGCACCCUCACCAGCUCCGACUGUCGUCGGCGGGUCACUCUUCUUUGCCUCAUAUGAGCCUGGUGUGCAACCCUACCUGCCACAUGCUGUGGAUUCACUCGCCAAGUUGCUUGCGCGUGAUGAACCGAACCGUGGAUUCUACAAGGCCAUAUUCGGUCUCGAUUCUGGAAACAGUUCGAGCCACGAAACUCUGACACGAACCUUUGCGCUGGCCAUUGCACCGCUGCCAGACAAGACAACAGAGAGCGCGCGACUGCCCAACUACCCGUCCCUCAUCGAGGUGCGCAAGCCGUUCCUUAUGCAGGGACUCUUGGCCGCGGAGAUUUUGGCUUCCAUGGCUCCUGGCUUUGAAAGCGGUGUCGCCAAGGCUUGGCUUUCAUCUGGCGAAGGUCUAGCACAGAAUCUGACAAAGCUUGUACGGGAGUUGAGCCACGUGUAUGAGCGUCAACCGCCCCGUGGACCAAGGAGCAGAGAUCCUGAGCUUGUGUACAUUGUUGUUCUGGGUGUGACAUUAUUAAGACGGCUGGCAGAAAAGGGUCGGGACCCAAACCAUCCAAGCACGUCACUGCCUAAGAGCGUGUUGCCUUCGGCACAGGUACUUAUGGAGGCACUAUCAUAUACUUCGGCGGAAUGGACGAAGGAAGGCAUGCUGCAGCAACUAUCAGCAGUCAUUAACAUGGCCCGGUAA